Chlorella variabilis is the source of this 978-nucleotide messenger RNA. RefSeq lists its product as hypothetical. Gene Ontology annotation, molecular function: metal ion binding. Lineage: Eukaryota; Viridiplantae; Chlorophyta; Trebouxiophyceae; Chlorellales; Chlorellaceae. The record is from RefSeq and is a predicted model, not a curated record. The transcript has 8 exons. Bases 1 to 978 code for a protein of 325 amino acids.
AUGGACACCCGGAGCUUUGUGGACUGCCAAUUCUUCCUGCGAGGAUCCUGCGGCAAAGGCAGCUUGUGCCCUUUCAGACAUGACCCGUCCAAGAUCACCGGCUUUCGCCAGCAGCAAGGCCAGCAGGACUGUCUCUUCUUCCUGCAGGGCCGCUGCACCAAGGGCUCGCUCUGCCCCUACCGUCACGACCCGGCCAAACUGCCACAGCAGCUUCAAGCAACAGCAGCAGUAGCUGGGGCACCUGCUCCCGCGCCAUCCCCCGUCACUGUCGACUUUGGCCCGGCUGAUGCCCCGCAGCAGCCGCAGCAGCCGGAGCCCGCAGCUCUGCCCAAGCGGCUUUCUGAGAGGGAGGCGGACACUGAUGCCGGGCGGGCGCCCCGGCGGCGAGCAGCUGGCGCGCUGGGCUACGCGCUAUCAGCACUGCAGGAUGCGCUAGGCCCAGAUGCGCAUCACGAGGCAGCUGGCAGCAAGCCCGCGGCACCAGCGGCGCAGCAGCAGGAGGCGGCUGUCCCGCCGCCUAAGAGCAUUGAUGAAAUCCGCAAGGAGAAGCGGCUGCAGCGGUUUGCACCUCUGCAGGGCACCAAGCCCGCAGCUGCAGCAGCACAGCCGGCGGCGCCCAAGGCCUCUGGCAGCGGGACCAAGAGGCAUGCCCCCAUCGUGUUCCAGCCCGAGCAGGCCGCCUCGCCGACAGCCUCGCCACCAGCGGUGUCGGCGGCCUCCAAGCAGCCACCAAAGGCUGCGGUACCAGCCGCCGCCAAGCCUGCCCCCGCGCGGCAGCCUGCCCAGCAGCAGCUGGCAGAGCAGCCCAAGGUGGCGCCCAAGCAGCCUGCGCAGCAGCAGCCGGCUGAGGAGGCGCUGGAGCUUGGCGACGACGACCUGGACUUUGAGGGAAUGGAGAGCGGGGAUGGUGGGGGCGGAGAUGGUGCGGAUGAGGACGACUUUGAGGCGCAGAUGCGGGAGCUGGAAGAGGGGCUGUGA